This is a messenger RNA of Monoraphidium neglectum, 849 nucleotides long. Its product is annotated as Dynein gamma chain, flagellar outer arm. Lineage: Eukaryota; Viridiplantae; Chlorophyta; Chlorophyceae; Sphaeropleales; Selenastraceae. Bases 1 to 849 code for a protein of 282 amino acids. Gene Ontology annotation, biological process: microtubule-based movement. Gene Ontology annotation, molecular function: dynein intermediate chain binding; minus-end-directed microtubule motor activity; dynein light intermediate chain binding. Gene Ontology annotation, cellular component: dynein complex. The record is from RefSeq and is a predicted model, not a curated record. The transcript is spliced from 7 exons.
AUGGCCUGCGGCACAGACGCAAAGGCCUCCCUCAAGCACAUGAUGGGACACGUGCACUCCUUUGUCACCGCUGCCUGCAAGGAGUACUUUGAGAAGUUCAGGCGUCACGUGUACGUGACCCCCAAGAGCUACCUCUCGUUCAUCCAGGGGUACAAGGAGCUGUACAGCCGCAAGUGGGCCUACACCCGCGAGCUGGCGGCCUCCAUCCAGGCCGGCCUGCAGAAGAUGGUGGAGGCCAAGGAGGACGUCAACAAGAUGAAGGCGGAGCUGGCCAUCAAGAACCAGGAGCUUGCCGUCGCCUCGCGCGAGGCCGAGGCGCUGCUGCGCUCCAUCAGCGAGAGCACCGCGGUGGCCGAGAAGGAGAAGGCCAAGGUCGCCGUGAUCGUGGGCGAGGUGUCGUCCAAGGCGGCAGAGAUCGCCGCGGUCAAGGACGACGCGGAGCGCGACCUCGCGGCCGCAAAGCCCGCGCUGGACGACGCGCUGGCCGCCCUGAACAGCAUCCGCCCCUCCGACAUCACGAGCCUCAAGGCGCUCAAGAGCCCCCCUGACAUUGUGAAGCGCAUCUUUGACUGCGUGCUGCUGCUCAGAUACUGGCCCAUCAACUCGGUGUCGUGGCAGGACGUGAAGGGCUCCAUGGUUAUCGCCGGCAGCUACGAGGUGGCGGUGAAGAUGAUGGGCGACAUGACCUUCCUCACCGCGCUGCUCAACUUCCCCAAGGAGCAGAUCAACGACGAGACGGUGGAGCUGCUGCAGCCCUACUUUGCCGCACCCGACUUCAAUUAUGAGAGCGCACGCAAGGCCUCAGGCAAUGUGGCAGGUGGGCUUCCGGCUGGGGUGUUUGCCGACUGA